Messenger RNA from Podarcis raffonei (Aeolian wall lizard), 1584 nucleotides. RefSeq names its product GPN-loop GTPase 1 (gene GPN1). The record is from RefSeq and is a predicted model, not a curated record. The coding region runs from base 38 to 1189 and encodes 383 amino acids. Gene Ontology annotation, molecular function: ATP hydrolysis activity; GTPase activity. Lineage: Eukaryota; Metazoa; Chordata; Lepidosauria; Squamata; Lacertidae. The transcript has 14 exons.
GCCGGAAGCGGAAGCGGGCCGGCGACCGCGAGGCGACAUGGCGGCGGCUGCGGCGGCGAGCUCGGCCGAGGGCCCCCCGCCGGUCUGCGUGCUGGUGCUGGGCAUGGCCGGCUCGGGCAAGACGGCGCUGGUGCAGCGGCUGACGGCGCACCUGCACAGCCGGGGCUGCCCGCCUUACGUCAUCAACCUGGACCCCGCCGUGCACGAGCUGCCCUUCCCGGCCAACAUCGACAUACGAGACACCGUGAAGUACAAGGAGGUCAUGAAGCAGUAUGGGCUGGGCCCCAACGGCGGUAUUGUGACUUCUCUGAACCUUUUUGCGACAAGAUUUGACCAGGUGAUGAAGUUCAUUGAGAAACGACAGGCAGCAUCUCAGUACGUCUUGAUUGACACUCCUGGGCAGAUUGAGGUGUUCACCUGGUCUGCUUCCGGCACCAUCAUCACUGAAGCUCUGGCUUCCUCCUUCCCAUCUGUGGUGGUUUAUGUGAUGGACACGUCACGCAGCACCAGCCCUGUCACCUUCAUGUCUAACAUGCUUUACGCCUGCAGUAUCCUGUACAAGACGAAGCUCCCUUUUAUCGUGGCCAUGAACAAGACGGACAUCAUCGACCACAGCUUUGCUGUGGAGUGGAUGCAAGACUUUGAAGCCUUCCAGGACGCCCUCAGCCAGGAGACCACCUAUGUCAGCAACUUGACUCGCUCCCUCAGCCUGGUGCUGGACGAGUUCUACCACUCGCUCAAGGUGGUUGGUGUUUCUGCUGUCCAGGGGACAGGGCUGGAUGAAUUUUUCGAACUCCUCUCCAAGGCUGUCGAUGAGUAUGAGAGAGAAUACCGCCCAGAGUAUGAGCGCCUAAGGAAGAAAAUGGAGCAGGUGGAGAGCCAGCGGCAGCAGGAGCAGCUGCAGCGUCUGCAGAGGGACCUGGGCCCCCUUGCGAUGGAGAGCAGUGCAGCAGCCUCAAGCUCCAUAGCAGAAUCCGCAGCGGGUCCCUCGGCACUGAUUCUGACCCGAGGAACUUUGGAGGGGGAGGAGGAGCUGGAGGAAGGCCAAGAGAGUGACACUGAUGACAUUGACCACGAAGGGGCUUUUUUGUCCCCUGCCCUAGUGACGGAGGAGCGCUGCGAAGAACCCGCCUUCCAGAACUUCUUGCAGGAGGCAAAGCAGCGCUACGCGGCCAGAAGCGGCCACUAGGGGAGGCGAGAGGAGAACCCAAGGGGGGGCCUGGAGCUGGAGGAAGUUGGGCCCCUGUGAGAGAGACUGGCUCCUUGGCGCCCACACAGGAGGCUUCUCAGGCUGCCCUUACUGUGCUGCCUUCUGGGCUGGUGGAGCUGAGCUGGGGCUGGCUGCGGACUUCUGCCCGUUAACACCGAGUCCUUGGAAUUGAUGGCAGCGGCUGGGAUCCAAUUUUGUUUGGGGGUGAGGCUCCAGCAGAGACCGCCUUGGCCAGGGGAGGCAGGGUCAACCCAUUGUGGAAGAGCAUGCAUUGAAGCGACCCAUCUUCCCAUUGUCACCCAGCGAAUUUCACUGUAAUAUUAUAUGUGUUCAGUUUGUAAGUUAUCAUGAGAUAAUGUAUAUUUUGUUAUGAA